This is a messenger RNA of Lepus europaeus (European hare), 4549 nucleotides long. It is a transcript of the gene EBF3, whose product is annotated as EBF transcription factor 3. Lineage: Eukaryota; Metazoa; Chordata; Mammalia; Lagomorpha; Leporidae. The record is from RefSeq and is a predicted model, not a curated record. Gene Ontology annotation, biological process: regulation of transcription by RNA polymerase II. The transcript is spliced from 17 exons. Gene Ontology annotation, molecular function: RNA polymerase II cis-regulatory region sequence-specific DNA binding; DNA-binding transcription factor activity, RNA polymerase II-specific. The coding region runs from base 65 to 1954 and encodes 629 amino acids.
CCGAGCGCCGCCGCUCGCCCGAAGCGCUUUCGGCCGGGAGCUGCGGCCGCCGCCAGCAGUUUUCAUGUUUGGGAUUCAGGAGAAUAUUCCGCGCGGGGGGACGACCAUGAAGGAGGAGCCGCUGGGCAGCGGCAUGAACCCGGUGCGCUCGUGGAUGCACACGGCGGGCGUGGUGGACGCCAACACAGCCGCCCAGAGCGGCGUGGGGCUGGCGCGGGCGCACUUCGAGAAGCAGCCGCCCUCCAACCUCCGGAAAUCCAAUUUCUUCCACUUCGUGCUGGCGCUGUACGACAGGCAGGGGCAGCCGGUGGAGAUCGAGCGGACGGCCUUUGUGGACUUUGUGGAGAAAGAGAAAGAGCCCAACAACGAGAAGACCAACAACGGCAUCCACUACAAGCUGCAGCUGCUGUACAGCAACGGAGUCAGAACAGAGCAGGAUCUGUAUGUGCGCCUCAUAGAUUCAAUGACCAAACAGGCCAUCGUCUACGAGGGCCAGGAUAAGAACCCGGAGAUGUGCCGCGUGCUGCUGACCCACGAGAUCAUGUGCAGCCGGUGCUGUGACAAGAAAAGCUGCGGCAAUAGGAACGAGACGCCCUCGGACCCCGUCAUCAUCGACAGAUUCUUUCUAAAGUUUUUCCUCAAGUGCAAUCAGAACUGUCUGAAGAAUGCAGGCAACCCUCGAGACAUGCGGCGAUUCCAGGUGGUUGUCUCGACAACAGUCAACGUGGACGGCCACGUGUUGGCCGUGUCCGACAACAUGUUUGUGCACAACAACUCCAAACACGGCAGGCGGGCCCGCCGCCUGGACCCGUCAGAAGGUACGGCCCCUUCUUAUCUGGAAAAUGCCACGCCGUGCAUCAAGGCCAUCAGUCCCAGUGAAGGCUGGACCACGGGGGGCGCCACCGUGAUCAUAAUCGGAGACAACUUCUUUGACGGCCUUCAAGUUGUGUUUGGAACCAUGUUGGUGUGGAGCGAGCUGAUAACGCCCCACGCCAUCCGAGUGCAGACCCCACCGCGGCACAUUCCUGGAGUCGUGGAAGUCACCCUUUCCUACAAAUCCAAACAGUUCUGCAAAGGUGCUCCCGGGCGCUUCGUCUACACCGCCCUUAACGAACCAACCAUAGACUACGGCUUCCAGAGACUGCAGAAGGUGAUCCCGAGACACCCGGGGGAUCCCGAAAGGUUACCCAAGGAAGUGUUACUCAAGAGGGCCGCAGACCUCGUGGAAGCCUUGUACGGAAUGCCUCACAACAACCAGGAGAUCAUCCUGAAGCGAGCGGCUGACAUCGCCGAGGCCUUGUACAGCGUUCCCCGCAAUCACAACCAGAUCCCCACCCUGGGCAACACCCCUGCACACACAGGCAUGAUGGGCGUGAACUCCUUCAGCAGCCAGCUGGCCGUGAACGUGUCCGAGACGUCACAAGCCAAUGACCAAGUCGGCUACAGUCGCAAUACAAGCAGCGUGUCCCCGCGAGGAUACGUCCCCAGCAGUACUCCCCAGCAGUCCAAUUACAACACAGUCAGCACUAGCAUGAAUGGAUAUGGAAGUGGCGCCAUGGCCAAUCUAGGGGUCCCGGGCUCGCCUGGAUUUCUUAAUGGCUCCUCCGCUAACUCUCCCUACGGCAUAGUGCCGUCCAGCCCCACCAUGGCAGCCUCUUCGGCCACCCUCCCUUCAAACUGUAGCGGCACACACGGCAUUUUCUCAUUCUCACCUGCCAAUGUCAUCUCCGCAGUGAAACAGAAGAGCGCCUUCGCGCCCGUGGUCCGGCCCCAGGCCUCCCCUCCCCCGUCCUGCACCAGCGCCAACGGGAACGGACUGCAAGGCUCUCUGCUGGGUGCCGAGGACGUAGCCGUGGAGAAGACAAACUGGCCCUUAUGUGAAGUUGGUGCCAUAUUUCACUUUGAUGAACUAAUGCUCAAAAAAGGAUCUGGAAAGCUAUGUCUGGGCUGGUAGUCCCGCCCAUGUGAGGGACGCCCAGCGGCAGGGGACGGACUUCAGGGGACACGCUUAGCAUAUGGGGACGGUGCUGGCGAUCUUCGAGAGCAGCAGCAGCAGUCGAGACGCUACGAAAGACUUUGUUUAAAGAUUUUAUUUAAACUAUUAAGAAUCAACAUGCAAACAACCUACUUGUUCAUGAACAAUUCCAUUGUACUGACUGAACUUUUCUCAUAUUUUCACAUUUCUCAGUCCUGGAGAAUGAGAACAAAGCAACGCCUAUUUUGUAUAAAGUUUCUGACCCCGUCUUGGCUCUGUCUAGUACUUGCUAUCUGUGUUGGGAGAAUCUUCGUGAAUGCACCAUUUUGAUGAUCAUGAAACACUGAGGAAAAAUGCCUCCGGACAUUUUUCUGUACUCAUACUUAGAUUCACAAUGGUUGUGUAUCUCUAUAAUGUGAAAUAUUUUUUUGUGGUGAUACAAAGGGGGCCAAGGAGGUAUGAGCCAUCAGCCUGGAACAAGAGGAUGACUAUAUGAUUAGAAGCGGGGGUGGCGGGAGUGGGGAGGGUUUAUCAUUGCUUACCUUCAUCUUCAUGAAACGAAACUUUGUAACUUAUUGUAGUUAGAAAUUGUAACUUUGAUAUUGAAUUCUCUUGCCUUCAACAAGCACACUGACAGAGAAAAAAAAUGCUACUGUCUGUUGGUUCCAAUUCUCACUGCUAGAGCUUCCUGGUAAGCAAGUUUGAUCUGCAGCAUUUUUUCCACUUUUGCUAGCACUAUAUACUAUUGCAUUCUUAGGCUACUGUGAGGUCUAUGUUUCUUGUACCAGAAAUUGUCCUUUUGACUUCUAGAUCCCUCUUCCCUAAUGUGUUUUGUAUGUGGUUAUAAAAUUGUAGACUUUUGUGAUUUUGCCAAAGUUGUAGCUAAAUAUUUAUACACUUGUCUUGAAUUUUUUUCAGAUCCACUUAAAUAUUUAGAAAAAACAAGUUUUAUUUCUUAUGUGUCUUAUAAGGGAUAAAACGGCCUUCAUUCAACCCUUUGUUUCCCAUGAAUACUUGCAGUUGCUAAGGGACUUUAUUUUGUAACAUAUCAAUUAUAAAUAUUGUAUUUAUCUUUGAAAUUUUGUACAUUGCUUUUCCUGCCGGUUUCCUUUUCUCGUCGGUAUUGGUUUUUGAUCACGUCCUGGUGUUGUGAUGGUCGGCAAGAGCGUUAGGCGAGUCGUCCCUCCGAGCUGUUUCGUUCAAGUGAACCACAUCCCCCUUUCAUUUGUACUUUCAGCGUUUGCUAUUGUUUAGCCUUUCCGUCCUUUAUUUUUUAUUUUGAGGAAAAGUCAAAUUCAUUGUUUAUUUUUAUAUUAUUUUUAAGUUAUCUGAACAAAUACUUUUGAAAAAAAAAAAAAGUUUGUUGUAUAGUCAACGAAGCGGUGCCCCCGGCUGUGACAAACCCUCGUAGACCCUGUGCAUGUGGAGCGGCCGUGAGGCGGCAACACCGUCUGGGGCUGUGUCCUUUUUAUUUUUUUGUAGAAUGUAAAAAGUCAUUUUAGCUGCCACCCAUGACUUUGCCACAUACAUAGCUGAACUGUGUUUACUGGAAAAUUCAGAGGCCUAAAGUUUAAAAUAAAAUUUACUUCUGAUGUUUUAAUUAAAACGUUUGCCACAUUAACUUCUCUGAUGCCUUAAAAGUGGACUUCUUCGGAAAAACAAACAAACAAACAAAACCUUUGUGCUGUUUUAUCACGGGCUGACGCCACGAUCGUCAGCCAGUGUUUCAUUUGGAGAUGUAUGGUGUAAACACACCCACACACCCACACUCAACCCACACACAAGCAAAAGCACAAACCUGCUGUUCCGGUGUCGCUCCUGUCUGGUCCCUCCUGCUGCCUUCCACGCCUUCCCAGGCUCCUCCAGCGAGGUCUCCCGGGAGCCCGAGUCCAUGCUGGUUUUUAAUUUUUUAAUGACACAUUUUUGUGGUCCGAUCCGAUAGCACCGUCUGUACUUUCUAAACUGGAAUGACCUCGCUCAGAUAUUGUGCCUGUUAGUGCCAAACCCACAGUGAGACCCAGGGGGUCAGUUGUCCACUGCACUCAAUGCUUUGCAGACACAGCACAGUAAGCAUUUCGCAAACCACAGCAGAAAUCAAAUUGAAAACAAAAAGGAGGGACUUCUACAAACUUUCUUGACAAAAAUAACCAUGCACAACUCGGAAAGGGUCCAUUCAAGGGACUCAAUAGAACGAGCAAACGCCGAGUCCCCAGCGCCCGGCAGCUCCCAGCCUGGCUCCGGGACGCUGCGCGUGCAGCCCCAGGAGGAGCCUGAGAAGUCGCUUUGGAACUACAUCGCCUCCGUUUUAUUUUGUGUACGCAAGGGUUUGCUCCACAGAAGAGCGCACCUGUCCACGUCAGAGCGUUUGCAGUUUCUUCAUCCCCGCACUCGGUUUGUGUUGUAGAGUAGUCGAUGCCCUCAUGGCUUCAUUGUCUCAGAAUCGAGCGCUUCACUCAAUGGUAGAUUUUACUGUUAAAGACCCUACAAUAAGAUUGUUUUAUCUGUACAUUUUUUCAGAUAUUUAACUGUAUAAAAAUGUUCAUUUUACACAAUAUUUAAUUAAAGUAUUUCUUG